AUCGGAGCGCGCCGGGGACGCCCAGGAUGUGUGACUCUGGAUCUGUCCGCUGCGGAUAAAAUGGACCGGGCUGCUGCGGGGGCAAUGCUACGCUUUCCGGCCUUGCGAGGAGUCGGACGCUUCGCAUCGAUUGGAGCUGCAGGUUCUACUGCGGUGUCACCGGGCUGACCACAGAGGACACCACUUGUCUGUCUCUCCGCCUCUGACUGCCCGUGAAUGCCAGGUGAUACUUAAAUACCUGUGUGUUUUGGACACCAUUCAUAAUGGAGUUUCCCGACUUGGGGAAGCACUGUUCAGAACCGACUUGCAAACAACUAGAUUUUCUGCCUAUAACAUGCGACGCCUGUAAACAAGAUUUCUGUAAAGACCAUUUUUCCUACACGGGUCAUAAGUGUCCCUUUGCCUUCAAGAAGGAUGUGCAGGUGCCUGUGUGUCCACUCUGUAAUGUCCCCAUUCCUGUGAAGAGAAGUGAGAUCCCAGAUGUGGUGGUCAGCGAGCACAUGGACAGAGAUUGCACCUUUCACCCUGGGAGGAACAGAAACAAGGUUUUCACACACCGCUGCUCCAAAGAGGGAUGCAGGAAGAAAGAGAUGCUGCAGCUGACUUGUGCUCAGUGCCAUGGCAACUUUUGCAUUCAGCACCGCCAUCCUCAGGACCACAACUGCCAAGCUGGGAGUAGCUCAGCCAGCCGAGGGAGGGCUUCCACAUCCAGAGCUGCUGAGCAGAAGAAGCCAUCAGGAGUCAGUUGGCUGGCCCAGCGGCUCAGGAGGACGGUGCAGUAACGGCGAGGCUCCUGUCUGCCACACAGCAGCUCCUUUCUGUUGGGUUUUAAUCCUGGUGACAUGGCCUCCAGCACUUUCCGGCUUCUCCUGAGUCUGAGUCUUUAUGGAAGAGUCUCCCAUUGACUGCCCAAGUUAGGACAAGGAGAUGGCUCAGUGGGUGAAGUGCUUGCCUCAGAAGCCUAAGGACCUGAGUUCAUCCCCAGAACUGAGUGUGCUUGGUGCACACUUGAACUCUCAACACUUGGGAGGUGGCGAGAAGAAAAUUUCCAGGGCUCUCUGACCAGCAGCCUAGCAUUAUUGGAGAGUUCCAGGCCAGAAAGAUGCUGCCUCAGAAACCAAGGUGGAUACUCUCUACAGAAGGACAUCAGAAAUUCACCUCUGACCCCCCCCCCCACACACACACACACGUGUACCCAGAUGUACACACACAAGAUGUACAAUUUAUUUAGUAAAAUAAGUGAGGCUGUUCAGCAACUCCUUAAGGUGGGUUAGGUUACCAUAGCAAAAAGCUGCAGGGUUCAGGAGCUGAGGGCUUGUGUACACCUCCUUAGUGGUGGCUUUGGCCUGUGCUAAACCACUCCAGGACUCAGUAUUCUGGAAAACUCUGUCCUAUAACAGGAAAGAACUACCAUCUGCUCUAUAUUCUUCCCUCCAUGGCUUUUGUAAUGAGGUGCCUUUGGGGCACAGUCUAUUCAUGGUCCCCAAGAACAAGAGUCAGUGUGGUUCCCUUUCCCGACCUCUGGCUGAGGCUGCUGUGGAGGAAGGGCGUGCAGUGAUGUCUCCAAGGUUGAGCAUCAGCCUCACCAUGCCGUGGCUCCACAUGCCUGGGUUCAGGUUGUUUAGUUUUUUGAGACUAUGGAGCCCUGACUGUCCUGAACUCACUCUGUAGACCACACUGCCCUUAAACUCAUAGUAACCCCAUGACUCUGUCCCUUGAGUGUGGAUUCGCUUUUAACUCCCAAGAAGAGCACCAAGGAAUGGGAGCCAUUUCAGAACUGUGUGGUUCUGCAGUAGAAGCUUCUCGUGCUGAAGCACCACAGCAGUGGACUGAGUGUGUCCUUGGGCCAAAACUGAGGCUCUGGGCCUCAGGGUGCAGCCAGAGUCACUCCGUGCCACCUGUGGCCUGACCACAUCUGCCAGCUGGCCAUGACAGUGGGGGGAGAUGCUUGGGGUACUCUAGUCACCUCCAUAUAAGGGUUGACCCUCACUUUCCAGGAGCUUGGGUACUGGGAUGACAUAGGACCAACCACUCAAGCUGGUUUUGACCUUCACCUUAGUUCUGAUGGCCUUUGGGAUAGUUAACUGCAUGAAUUCCAUUCGUAACAGCAUUGUGCAGGUUUUGUGGCCUCUAGCUGGCAUGGGCAGGCCGGGGUGGGUUCCACUCACUCUGUUGUCUAAAGACCUGACUCUGUCCUAAGCCAGUGCCUUCAUCACAACACCAGCCUGCUCAGUCCAUCUCUGGACUCAUCGGUGCACUCUGCCUGUCCCCAGUGUCUGGCUAGAUCUGGGGGGACUCGGAACAAGGUCUAGGCAAUGGUGCUCUGUGGGGACACUGAGACAAACCAGUCUUUUAUACUUCCACUUCCCAGGGUGACAGCCGUUCAUCCUCAUGCUAGUAGACACUUGAGAUGUAGCCACUAUAACAGCUUGUAAUUCAACUUAAGUUUUAAGGCAGCUGGGUUCAGUAAUUAGACAAUAUUUAAAUAAGGUCUUAGUCUCCCGUCUAACCAUUGUAUGCAAUAAUGUUUCCGCUGAGAUGACUAAGCUGGGUAUUGAAAGCACAUUGGGUGGGCUGGGGGAAUGGUCCAGUGAUAAGAGCUUGUAUCUCUCCUGCAGAGGACCAGAGCUUGGUUCCCAGCACCACCCAUACCAGAUAACUCACAACUACAUGUAACCUCAGCUCCAGGGGCAUCUGAUGCCUGUGAACUCUGUGGGCCCUUGCAUACACAUGCACAUAUUCUUAAACAUGAAUUCGGAAGUACACUGGGAAAGGUUAGAGCCUAGAGUUAGUGGGUUAACCCUCACCUAGAGCCCAUCGGUGAGGAGCUGGGGCCACAAUUCAAUAGGAGAGCGCUUGCCUAGAACCCCUCGGGUCUGGGGCAUAGUUUAGUAGUGGAGGACCUGCCUGUCAUGUCUGAGGCCUCAGAGUCUAUCCCUACUACUGCAAAAUCACCAGACUGAAGACAAUAUCAAAUGUAAGACAUUGUGUGUUGAAAUAUUUUAUAUAUAAUGGUUAAUAAAAAUAUUAUAUUCC
Molecule: messenger RNA, 3036 nt
Organism: Arvicanthis niloticus (Nile rat)
Lineage: Eukaryota; Metazoa; Chordata; Mammalia; Rodentia; Muridae
Source: RefSeq, a predicted model, not a curated record